AUGUCCAUGCUCGCUUGGGUUCACAAGGAGCUCGAGUUCGUGAGCUGUUGCGCGAUGAGCACAAUGAUCAACGCCCACCAGCCCGCUCGAGGUCCAACACGCGACGACAAGCUGUGGAGGGAUCUUACCAAACUCAACCUUCUCUCCUGCCCUAUGGGCAGGGCAACCAAGGGGAUCGACCCUUGGGAGCUGGAGAAGAAGUUAGCCAAUCACGCUCGAGGCACCGAAGACGUCGACCUGAAUGACCUUCCUUGCGAGCAGAGGAUGACUAUUGACGCCCACCAGCCCGCUCGAGGACCAACACGCGGUGACAAGCUGCAGAGGAAUCCUCACAAGCUCAAUCUCCUAAUCUACCCCACGGGCAGGGCACCCAAGGGGAUCGACCCUUGGGAACCGAGGAAGAAGUUAGCCAGUCGCGCUCGAGGCACCGAAGAUGUUGGCCCGAGACUCCAACUUUGUGAGCAGAGGAUGUCGAGAAACUAG
Prunus armeniaca (apricot) is the source of this 483-nucleotide messenger RNA. Lineage: Eukaryota; Viridiplantae; Streptophyta; Magnoliopsida; Rosales; Rosaceae. The record is from the annotation of a GenBank genome assembly.